UGUUGGAUAUCCACGUGUAAUCAUGGCCGGGAGCAGAGUGUCGGACUUCAGCAUCGAGCGCAUCCUGUCCCCGCAGCUCGGACUCAAGCCGCCGGGGAGAGAGUUUUCUCCGGAUAGAUACCUCCGGGGGAUCCCCGGCGGAUUCAGUCAGGACCACGGGAACCUCAGACCUCCUGCCCCGGUGCCAGGCUGCCCGCAGUACCCACAGAUCCACUUUGGAGAAGCGUUUUACCCGCAUGGAGCCGGCUUCCAUCCCGCAGACUUCACCAGCAUUUAUCCAAACUCCAGAGUUUACGUGCACUUCAGCAGCCAGGACUCUGCAGAUGCCCAGCCGUUGCCAGGUUACCACGGCUGCCAUCAUGCAGGGGCGUCUGCGCAGUCGCAGCCGCGUCAUAAGUCCCGGAUGAGGACGGUGUUCACCAACAGUCAGACCCAGAGGCUCGAGUCGCUGUACGAGCUCAACGACUAUCCGGCGGUGGAGGCGCGAGCUGAGGUCGCGAGGAGAAGCGGGCUGAGCGAGGAGACCGUCAGGGUUUGGUUUAAGAACCGCAGAGCCAGGAGGAGGAAGCGGCAGUGCAGCGGGUCAAAGGUCAACUCCCCCUCCCCUCCGCGCUGAAUCAGAGAAAAUGUUCUUCAGCUCUUUCCUCUGAACUCUGCUCACCUGCAGCUCAAAGGUCAAAGGUCAGCGGACUGCAACGUUUCUGAACUGUGAUGAUGCAUUCAGCAGCUGCUGGGAAAGCCAGACCCCUGCGAGGAGAGUUGUUUGGUCUACGGAGUGACUUUUUCUAGCUUUUAAUUUAUUUUGUAUUUUGUAUUAUGUAAUUUAUUGAAAUCUGUGUAUCAAAGAUCCCACGUGUAGGUUUUUAAACACAAACCGCCUCCAUUUGUACCCUCGAGUGGUUUUAUUGAAGAAUAAAG
Molecule: messenger RNA, 918 nt
Organism: Cottoperca gobio
Lineage: Eukaryota; Metazoa; Chordata; Actinopteri; Perciformes; Bovichtidae
Gene: dharma
Product: dharma
Exons: 3
Coding region: 23-616 (197 amino acids)
Biological process (GO): central nervous system development; regulation of transcription by RNA polymerase II; neuron differentiation
Cellular component (GO): nucleus
Molecular function (GO): DNA-binding transcription factor activity, RNA polymerase II-specific; RNA polymerase II cis-regulatory region sequence-specific DNA binding
Source: RefSeq, a predicted model, not a curated record